Molecule: messenger RNA, 1947 nt
Organism: Punica granatum (pomegranate)
Lineage: Eukaryota; Viridiplantae; Streptophyta; Magnoliopsida; Myrtales; Lythraceae
Source: RefSeq, a predicted model, not a curated record
UUCGUCCCUCUUUUGAUCAGAAAAAGGACGGAUCUUUCCGGUGCUCGCCAUUGUUGCUCGGUGGCUGCUGGCCGAUCCCGAGCGUCGACUCCUUACCCCCCACCCUUCCCUCUCUCUUCUCUCUUCAGCCGAUCGCUGAUCUGCAACGGGCAUCUUCUUCUCCAGCGGUAGCCGCUGCUGCAUUCUCCUGAUUAAGUAAAAGAGGAGCAGGAGAAAAAUUCUUCCUUUUAUUUCUGUACAGCUCGGGGCAACAGCUUUGAUUCGGCAUAGGCCUCGAGAACUUCAAAGGAACACAUAAACCUCAAGAACUGGUUUUCCGUAGAUUAUUGUCGGCUACUUCAUUGGCCCAUUAGGGUUGGGUUAACGGCUAUGGAUGUGGACGGGAAUAAGCGCGUGUUCCAGCGGCUUGGGGCUCCGUCAUCGGCCCCCAAUGACUCCAGCAAACAGAAAGUCUGCUAUCAUUGGAGGGCAGGGAAGUGUAGCAGAUACCCCUGUCCCUACCUCCAUAGGGAAUUGCCAGCCCCCACAUCGAACGGAGGGGGACCGAAGCGGUUCGCUGAGGAUUCGGGGUCUCAGUUUUCGCGGAGAGGCCCCAACAAGUUCACUGGUGGAUCAAAUACGUGGGGCCGGGUUCACGGGGGUAAUAACACGGUGAGGAAGGCAGAGAAGGUGUGCAACUUCUGGGUGCAGGGCCAUUGUAAUUUCGGGGAUAGGUGUCGGUAUUUGCAUUCUUGGAGCGUAGGCGAUAGUUUCUCAUUACUGAGCCAGCUUGAAGGCCACCAAAAGGUUGUUACUGGGAUCGCAUUUCCGUCUGGUUCUGAUAAGCUUUACACUGGAGGCAAGGAUGAAUCUGUGAGGAUGUGGGAUUGUCAGUCUGGCCAGUGUAUUCUUGUUGUCAAUCUUGGUGCUGAAGUAGGUUGUAUGAUAAGUGAAGGUCCAUGGAUUUUUGUUGGUUUGCCGAAUCUCGUGAAGGCAUGGAAUACACAAACCUCUGCUGAGCUGAGUCUUAAUGGACCUGUAGGACAAGUUUAUGCCAUGGUUGUGGGUCAUAGUUUGCUCUUCGCCGGUACACAGGAUGGAUCUAUAUUGGCCUGGAAAUACAAUGAAAUAACUAAUAACUUCGAACCGGCUGCGUCACUGACAGGCCACUCUGUGGCAGUGGUUUCACUAGUCGUCGGAGCUAAUAGGGUAUACUCUGGUUCCAUGGACAAUACAAUUCGGGUUUGGAAUCUCGAAACUUUGCAGUGUAUACAGGUUCUAUCUGAUCAUACCUCAGUUGUGAUGUCCGUUCUUUGUUGGGAUCAAUUUCUUUUAUCUUGUUCCCUGGACAAGACAAUAAAGGUGUGGGCUGCCACAGAAAGUGGAAACCUUGAAGUGACCUAUACACACAAUGAAGAACACGGAAUUCUUUUUCUAUGCGGAAUGCAUGACUUAGCAGGCAGGCCAGUCUUGCUGUGCGCUUGCAAUGACAACUCCGUUCGUGUUUACGAUUUGCCAUCAUUUUCCGAGAGGGGCAAGAUUUUUGCCAAACAGGAGGUUCGAGCCAUCCAAGCUGGCCCUGGUGGCAUCUUCUUCACAGGAGAUGGGACCGGUCAAGUGAAAGUGUGGAAAUGGGCAGAAUCAUCAGGGCAGCAAUAGAAUCGAUGAUAGUAUCUAGAAUGGGAUGACCACCUUGUAAUAUUAUUUGAUCUUUCUUUUUUCUGUGUUCCUUCCUUACAUGAAGGUCGGGGAGGGCAUUCGCUGGUAAUUUUUCGUAUGUCCAAGGAAAGAAAUUAUAGAAUGAGAAUGAGUGCGUUCCGAUUCAGGGUUGUCCUUUUUAGUGAGUGACAUUGUCUUAUGGUUUGGGCCAUAAUAAAAUUGUGGGUACGUCUUGAUCUGAUAAUAUUGGCCGAGUGGUAACGAGGAUGACCUUGUAUAAGUAUAUAUCCUUCUCCCUUCAAUUUGUCA